This is a messenger RNA of Camelina sativa (false flax), 573 nucleotides long. Its product is annotated as non-specific lipid-transfer protein 3-like. The record is from RefSeq and is a predicted model, not a curated record. Gene Ontology annotation, biological process: systemic acquired resistance. Lineage: Eukaryota; Viridiplantae; Streptophyta; Magnoliopsida; Brassicales; Brassicaceae. Gene Ontology annotation, molecular function: fatty acid binding.
UUUAAGACAUAUUGUCAAAACUAAAAAGAGAUGAUUGUAAUGAAAAGGUUUCAGGUUUUUACAGUGAUGCUACUUAUGGUUUUUGUCCAAUCAGGUCUGGUGAGAGAGACUCUGGGACACCCAUGUGGUCGAACAUUUUUGUCGGCUUUGAUUCAGCUAGUGCCUUGUAGACCAUCAGUUGCUCCGUUUAGCACAUUGCGUCCGAACGAGCUAUGUUGCGCUGCCAUCAAGACACUUGGUCAACCUUGCCUAUGUGUUCUUGCCAAGGGACCACCCAUCGUUGGCGUUGACCGGACCCUAGCUCUCCAUUUACCUGGAAAGUGUUCUGCCAAUUUCCCUCCAUGUGAGGUGUUAAAGUAGAAGCAAUUGUUUGACAAAGGAAAAAGCUUCUCUUAAAAAAUAUGUUUCUGAUGUUAAUUUUGUCGUCAAGUGUUGUUUCUUCCUUUAGCCGUACUUGUGUUUUUACAUUAGUUGUUCCUUUUGUACUUAAAUAAAAGCAAGAUUUGCGCACAUUUAAGGAGUUUGCAUUUUAUAAUGUAUAAAUGGUUUUGAUGAUUUCUUAGUGUAACAAAA